AACAACUGGUGUUUCGACUACAACAGGAGGUUCCACAACAACUGGUGGUUCAAGUACAACUGGAGGAUCAACAACAACUGGAGAAUCAACAACAACUAGGGGAUCAACUACACCUGGAGCUUCAACAACUGGAGGUUCAACAACUACUGGGGGAUCCACAACAGUUGGUGGCUCGAGCACAACUGGGGGAUUAACAACAACUGGAGGUUUGACAACUACUGGAGGUUCCACAACAACUACUGGUGGAUCAACAACAACUGGAGGAUCAACCACAACUGGAGGAUCAACCACAACUGGUGGUUCGAUUACAACAGGAGGUUCCACAACAACUGGUGGUUCGAUUACAACAGGAGGUUCCACAACAACUAUUGGUUCAACUACAGGAGGCUCCACUACAACUGGAGGAUCAACCACAACAGGUGGCUUGACAACAACUGGAGGAUCAACCACAACAGGUGGCUUGACAACAACUGGAGGAUCACCACAACUGGGGGAUCAACUACAACUGGAGGAUCAACCACAACAGGAAGCUCCACAACUGGAGGAUUGACCACAACUGGGGGAUCAACUACAACUGGAGGAUCAACCAUAACAGGAGACUCCACAACUGGAGGAUCGACCACAACUGGUGGCUCAACAACUGGAGGUUCCACAACAACUGGUGGCUCAAGCACAAAUGGGGGAUCAACAACAACUGGGGGUUCCACAACAACUGGUGGAUCAUCUACAACUGGAGUAUCGACCACAACUGGUGACUCAACAACUGGAGGUUCCACUACAACUGGUGGCUCGACUACAACUAGAGGUUCAACAACAGCUGGUGGAUCAACAACAACUGGAGGUUCCACAACAACUGGUGUUUCGACUACAACUGGUGGUUCAAGUACAACUGGAGGAUCAACAACAACUGGGGAUCAACUACAACUGGAGGUUCCACAACAACAGGAGGUUCCACUACAACUGGAGGAUCAACAACAGCUAGGGGAUCAACUACAACUGGUGGCUUGAGCACAACUGGAGGUUCAACAACUACUGGGGGAUCAACAACAACUGAAGGUUCGACCACAACUGGAGGAUCAACCAUAACUGGUGGUUCGACUACAACAGGAGGCUCCACUACAACUGGAGGAUCAACCACAACAGGUGGCUUGACUACAACUGGAGGAUCACCACAACUGGGGAUCAACUACAACUGGAGGAUCCACAACUGGAAGUUCAAUAAUAUCUGGUGGAUCAACAACAACUGGAGGAUCGACCACAACUGGGGGAUCAACUACAGCAGGCUCUACUACAACUGGAGGAUCGACCACAACAGGAGGCUCCACAACCGGAGAAUCAACCACAACUGGUGGUUCGACUACAACAGGAGGUUCCACAACAACUGGAGGUUCACCAACAUCUGCUGGAUCAACAACGACUGGAGGUUUGACAAUUACUGGAGGUUCCACAACAACUGGAGGGUCAACAACUACUGGAGGUUCUACAACAACUGUUGGUUUGACUACAGCAGGAGGUUCAACAACAACUGCUGGAUCAAGUACAAGUGGAGGAUUGACCACAACUGGGGGAUCAAUCACAACGGGGGGGUUAACAAUCACAACUACAAGCACUCCUGAAAAGAAAGUAGUAGCUCUUAAAGCAACCACUAAUAAACCAUAUCAAGAAAGUUACGGCAAUCCAAACAGCACUGCUUUUAAGGAACUUGCAAGUCAGCUUGUAACAAUGUUUGAUGAGAUCAUGUCAAGUAAAUAUGGCAUGUUAUUCAUCAAUUCAUUUGUCAUAGAGUUAAGGAGAGUAGUUACGAGAACUCGAGCAGACUCUACGGAAGCAGAGAUGGGGCUUAUAUUCAACCAAACUGCUGCAACUACAGAAACAGAAAUCCCCAACCCCAGUAAUGUUGUUGAAACAUUAAAAGAUGCUGUGACAAACACCACUAACAACUUCUCCAUCAAUAUUGAUCCCACCACCAUUGCAGCAGUUGAACCCAAUCUUACAACAGCUGCUGUAGUGACUACAACUGGCGUAGUGACUACAACUGGCGUAGUGACUACAACUGGCGUAGUGACUACAAACGGUGGUUCAGCAACAGGUGGAUUGACUACGACUGAUGAAGCAAUCACAUUAAGACAGUUGACUUUCAGAUCAGUUGGAGAGACAUUUACAAGUGACUUGGAGAACCCAUUAUCUGCAGCUUUUACAAGCCGAGCAUCACUGAUUACGUCAAUAAUUACACCUUUCUACAAGAGAGCAUUUACAUCAUUCCGCUACCUCACUGUGGUUUCAUUUAGUAAUGGAUCCAUCAUCAACAACUGUAAUGCUGGCUUUGCAUCUUCAUCUGUACCUAAUGACAACCAGAUUGCAAUGGUAUUGAUCAAUGCAGCUCCAGAUGUGACAGCCUUCAACAUUGACACCAGCUCCAUUUCUAUAGAUGGCACACAAGUAUCAAGUGGAAUCAGCCACAAGACUAGUCUCAUCACUGCCUCCUUCCUGGUACUAACGUCAUGGCUGCUAGCAAGACAACAGUAGUGCGAAUGCUAAUGUCCACAUGGCAUCUGCUGAAAAAACGACUGCUAUCGCUGGUUUGAAAAGGGACAGUGUUGAAAAAUCCAAGAAGACUAUUGACAAUCAACAUACUCAUAACAAUUAGACUACAACAGUAUCUAUUCAGCUUUCCUUAUUUCUCGGUUUGACAUCCAUUGAGGACCAUCCGUGGAUGAGACAACUUCCUUCACCUGGUCUACUGAAAUGUACAUGUCAUUAUGAACAUAAAUCAAUGUUUACACGGAGAAACAUUUUGAGGGUAAAACACUUAACAAACAACAAACAAAAUGAUUUAUAUAAAAAUGUUGAUUAUUGUGACAUUCCUGCAAUAUACAAUGUGUGAACAAUGUCCUGCAUGAUUUAGUCUACUUUUCUAUUCAACACACAUUUAUAUUACUCUACAAAUGUGUAUUCUGUUAAGCCAACUGUACCUGUAUACCUUCCAAAAAAGUACAUGGGGCUCUAUUUUAAACAUCAAUGCACUUGGUCAAAGAGGUAUGGUGACAGCAAAUUCAAGUCAUGUCUAAAGUGUCUUCAGCUAGUAUAAUAGUAAUAAAUCUGUGCCCAUGUUUUAAAUGGAUUGUACUUAGCCUCUUUAGUAAGUCAUGGUGUAUUUUGGGCAUUACCUAUUCUAUAACAGUAGACCAUGGACCUCAGAUGACAACUAGCCUUUUGGUUAACUCUGGCAUAUUAUGCAUUAUUGUGCAUUGUGCUCACCAAAUCAACAAAUAAAUGAAUAAAUAAAAAAAUAAAAUAAAAUAGAUAAAUAAACAUCUGACCUGGGUUCCCUGGAGGGCCUUUUGUCUGUUAAAUAAACAAACAUAACUAAUCAAGGACUAGUUCCUUUCUUGAGGUCAGUAGGUGCACAUAAACUUUGGUAGAUUGGAAUGGCAAGUGCAUCAUUGGCUUCAGACUUGAUUUUGUUGAUCAAAAAGUUAAUAGUUUUGACUGCCUCAAGAAAUUCACCCACAAUGCACUUGGUCUCACUUCAUUUUAAGAUCAACUAGCAAAUGAUCACAAUAAGAUUGAUAUUUGAACAUGGCAUGGGACAGGACAGUGAAAACAAUGAUGGUCUAAACCGAGCAAAGACACUUUGAGCCAGAUUUAAAGUCUUCAAGAUGAUCAGGGUACAAAAUGAAAAAAGUGUCCAUCUAAAGUGGAUAAAGAAAAGUGUGUCUCUGUGUAUUGAAGAUUCUUUCAUUAAAGUAA
Solea senegalensis (Senegalese sole) is the source of this 3750-nucleotide messenger RNA. RefSeq lists its product as uncharacterized. The record is from RefSeq and is a predicted model, not a curated record. NCBI's taxonomy places the organism in Eukaryota, Metazoa, Chordata, Actinopteri, Pleuronectiformes, Soleidae. The coding region runs from base 1723 to 2526 and encodes 267 amino acids. The transcript is spliced from 7 exons.